AUGGCGGGAAAAGGAUGGUAUUAUACUUUCAUGAACCGACAUCCUGAACUGUCACUUAGACUACCAGAGAAAAUAUCCAUGGCUAGAGCAACUGGAUUCAACCAGAAAAACGUCCAUGAGUUUUUCGACAUUUUAGUAAAAUGUGUUGAUGAAAACCGUUUUUACGCUCAAACAAUUCAUACUGUUAAUGAAAGUGGAUUUUCAACUGUUCAGAAACGAAAUAAAAAAAAUUCACGUAAAGGAAAACACCAAGUUGGAGGUAUAGCAAGUAGUGAAACGGGCGUAAACACUACAGUUGUCGUUUGUGCCAGUGCUGCCGGUCAAACUGCACCACCCAUGAUCAUUUUUAAGAGAAAACGUAUGGCUCCAGAGCUAACCAUAGGUGCAUAUCUGGCACUAUUGUUACAAUUUCAGUUACUGGAUAUAUCAAUACCGAACUUUUUGUUAAAUGGUUACAGCACUUCAUUGAGUACGUAA
Molecule: messenger RNA, 477 nt
Organism: Acanthoscelides obtectus
Lineage: Eukaryota; Metazoa; Arthropoda; Insecta; Coleoptera; Chrysomelidae
Source: the annotation of a GenBank genome assembly